CCUCUGACAGCUGACAGAACGGGUUGAGGCUGCUACCGAUCACUUCGUUCGGAGUUCUGGGCCAUUGACCGGCCCGACCUCACCGUCCCACACCCAUCCAGCGGCGCCACUUCCUGCAUGAGUCCGUCACGGUUCUGGCUUGACCAUGCCGAGACUGUCCGGAACGACCCUCUACCUUUGUCUACUACUGGUGCUGGUGGAGUCGACUGGUUUUGGUGCGAAAGCGCAGAACACCGGCGCGAGCGCGUUUGAUGAGGAUGAUUUCUCUAUUCAGCACUCGAGGACAAGCACAUGUUUGAGUGCACAGACACCUGCAGUCCUUCAUCUCACCACCUGUGACCCCAAAGACUCCUCCCAGCGAUGGAAGUGGAGCUCAGCUCAUCGGCUCUUCCACGUGGACACGUCACUCUGUUUGGCUAUGGAUCUCCCUUCCAAGAAGGUGUCCAUAACUGACUGUGGCUCCACCGACCCGACGUGGUGGCAUUGUGCUGACGGAGCUCUUUUCACUGCUUACCAAAUGGGUCUGUCAGUCAGCGAAGGCAAUUUAGUGGCCAAACGAAACUCUAAUGACACUUGGGUAAUAGGAGGAUCCCAGAGCAACAUCUGCACUAAGUCGUAUCGUGUUGUCCACACCACAGAUGGAAACUCAGCUGGCCUCCCCUGCGAGUUCCCCUUCAAGUACAACGGCAGCUGGCAUCACCAAUGCCUGCCUGACCCAGACUUACCUGGAUGGUCUUGGUGCGCUACCACCGUCGAUUUUGAUCAAGAUCAGAAGAAGGGGCAGUGUCUGAUUCCUGAGGAGGACUGCCACACCCUGUUUGAAGGGCCAGUGGGAGACUCUUGCUACGAGUUUGUUGCCACCGCUGCUGUGACCUGGCAUGCCGCCUUGGACUCGUGUCGGAGUCAGGGUGCCGAUCUGCUCAGUCUGUCCGACAUCGACAAUCUCACCAUGUUUAGCGGCUUCCGUAUGAUGCCAAUAAAGAUGUGGAUCGGCCUUCACCAGCUGGACACUUCUCAGGGCUGGCAGUGGUCGGACGGGUCCCCGCUCUCCUUCCUACGCUGGGAGAAAGAUAUGCCACCCACCUCAUUGUUAAUCGAGGCGGACUGCGGAGUCCUGAACUCUCAACAGAACUAUGAAGCGGAGUCGUGCAACAAACGGCUGCCCUACAUCUGCAAGAAGAGGCUGAAUCAUACAGACACAGCGUCUCUUAUCUAUAAUAACACGGCGUGUGAAGACGGCUGGGUGCCGUGGAGUGGCUUCUGUUACAAGUUGGUAAAAGACGUGCCAAAGAACUUCACAGAUGCCAGCAACCACUGCAGCGUCUCUGAAGGGGGAGCACUUUUGGCUAGUUUCCACUCCAUUGACAGCAAAGAGUUGAUCAGCACCAACUUCCAUUCAGAUAGCAGCAUUUUGGAAGUGUGGAUCGGUCUGAGCGGUGUCGGCUUGAACCCCACUACCUUCAAAUGGACGGACCAGAAACCUUUGACCUUUACCUAUUGGGACCAGAAACAGCCCAUGCAGCCCUCUCAGAGUUCCUCCUGUGUCUUCUACUCCGGAAAGUCUCACCGUUGGCGGGUUGGUGACUGCACACAGAAGAAACCCUUCAUGUGUCAAAAGGAAGGAAAGCUCAAGGAGUCACCAGCGGUGGUCGGAUGCAGCUUUAAAGAUGGGUGGAGGAGACAUGGCAACUCCUGCUAUAAAGUAAACACAGAACAAGUUCCUUUUAAAGAUCACUGUAACAUCACUAUAAGAAACAGGUUCGAACAGGCCUUUAUCAACCGGUUACUUGGUGAGCACAUCAAAGCAGAGCCUCAGUAUUUCUGGAUCGCGCUGCAGGACAUCAAGAACACAGGAGAGUACCAGUGGAUAAGUCCAGACGGGUCACCAGGUGUAGUGACCUACACCAACUGGGGCUGGGCUAACCCAGCACAGGAUGGAGGCUGUGUUGUGAUAACCACCAGAAAACCCUUGGGCAGCUGGGAAGUGAAGAACUGCACACUUUUUAAAGCUGGAACCAUUUGUAAGAAAGACCUCAGCCCGCCUCCAAGUCCAGAACCAGAGCCAAACCCGAAUGCAACGUGUUCUGACGGAUGGGUGUCCAGACAAGGCAUCAAAUAUUGCUACAAGGUUUUUCAUGAGGAAAGAGUCAGCCGGAAGCGUUCCUGGGAGGAAGCCAGGAGGUUCUGUCAGGCUCUGGGAGCCGAUCUGCCAAGUUUCACCAAUGUUACAGAGAUGUUGGCUCUGCACAGCAUCAUGAGAGAAACUAUCAGUAAUAAUCGGUUCUUCUGGGUUGGCCUGAACAGGAGAAAUCCUGAUGGUUUCUCCUGGCAGUGGAGUGACGGUCGACCUGUUUCCAUGGAUGUUUUACAUCAAGAUUUUCUUGAGGAUGAUGAGUACAGUCGGGAUUGCACAGCUUUCAAGACUGCUAGGAGUAGCUUGACUCACCUGCUGAUGUACGUGCUUCAUGACAUCGUGGUCACACCUUUCUAUGCCAGACCUUUUCACUGCGACGCUCAGCUGGAGUGGGUCUGCCAAAUACCCCGCGGAAUCGACCCCAAAAAACCUGAGUGGUACAAUCCAGAUGGCCACCAUGAGACGUCCAUCUUCGUCGAUGGGUCAGAGUUUUGGUUUGUGAAAGAACCAAAGUUGGCUUUUCAGGAAGCAAUGCUCUAUUGCAAUCAAAAUGGCAGUAAGCUGGCGGUUCUGCUGAGUUCAACUGCGGCUUCAAAGGUUCAGUGGGAGCUUCAGCAGUUGGCGGACAGCAAACAAAACUGGUGGAUCGACAUGAGGCAGAGUGCUCGAGGCUUCGCUUCGUCCUACACCCAAAGGUCCUCCGAUCACUUCUCCUUAUUGGGUCGAUGCACCGCCCUCAGUCCGGAUAAUACCCUAUCACAGUUGAGCUGCCUGCAGCAAUUUCCCUUUGUGUGUGAACGACACAACAUCACAUCAGUGGAGAGAAACCCCCUGAUCCCUCAGCCUGGAGGAACGUCCUGUAAAGCCAACGCGCUGCCCUUCAGAAAUAAGUGCUACACACUGAUGGUGAAACCUGAUGAGCCAAAACCGUUUAAAGCUGCCAAUGACGAUUGCCAGUCUGUAGGGGGAACGCUGGUCACAAUAGCAGAUCAGGUGGAACAAGACUUCAUCAGCACCCUCCUGCCAAAGAUGAAGAAUAUGGGCAAAAUAUGGAUCGGCCUGAAAAUCCGUCCAGGUGAGAGCUCGUGGGUUGACCAAUCGCCAAUUACCUACUUGAAUUUCAACCCCUUGCUUCUGGGCAUGCAGAGAGACAUAAACCCCAUAAAUCUGGAGAGUUUGGACAUGUGCGUGUUCCUGAUCAAUAACGGCAGCUCGGAAAUGCUGGGCACCUGGGAUUAUUCUUCCUGCAACCUGCCGCAGAGUCUGGGAAUCUGCCAACAUUAUGCCGAUAAAGUGGAGCCUGUUGUCUCUAAAGAGCUUUUCAAAGUGAACGGCCAGACCUUCCAGUUGAUUUUCCAGAAUCUCACCUGGUUCGAGGCUCUGCAUGAAUGCAAGCGUCUUGGAAUGAAUCUGUCGAGCGUGUCGGAUGUCUUGGUGCAGUCCUCCCUCAGUGUCUACGUGAGCCAGGCCCAAACUCCCAUGUGGAUCGGCCUUCACAGUAAAGACGGUGGACUGAACUUCGUGUGGGCGGACCACAGUCACACCGUGUACAGUCGCUGGUCUCCUGAGGCCAGCGAAGGCUUCUGCGUGUACUUGGACACUGACGGCUUCUGGAAAGCCACCGAGUGUUUGGAGGAACUCGGUGGGGCCAUCUGCUACAAACCAAACAGUCCCAACAUCCCUCCCAGGCAGACCUCUGUGAAGUGUCCUCAUACCAGGAAUGGACCCAACUGGAUCCCCUGGGGGAAGAACUGCUACACCUUUCAGCUGGUACCGUCAAGAUGGGACUCGUUUCAGAGUGACCAAAUCGGCGACACCUGCACCAAACUCCAUCCAGAUGCUGACAUCCUCACCAUUCGGAACGAAGAGGAGAACGAGUUCGUUCGGAGCACGCUCCAAAACUUCCAGUCCUUGGUUCAGUUCGUCUGGCUGGGAAUAUUCAAAGAUGACGUUGAUAACCAGACGCGGUGGUACGACGGCACCAUUGUCCAGUAUUCCAAGUGGGCAAGAGGCCGGCCAUACUUGGAUUCCUCCUUCAUGGCUGGUCUCACUACUGACGGCACCUGGAUCCUCAUCACAAGCGAAAAUAAUUAUGCAGAGUUCAAGCAGAAGACUAUUGUGAGCUGCAAGCUGGAUAAUGAAGUCAAACAGGAGUACAACCGAUCGGCUAAAGACUUCCAACACUACGGCAGCUUAACCUAUGAGGUUUUGACCAGAAGGCUAAAUUGGUACCAGGCUGUGCAAGAGUGUAGCCAGCAUGGCGGCCACCUGGCGAGCAUCCACGACUUCAAGCACAACUCUCAUAUUAAGCUACUCGCUAAAACGGAUGGCUUCAAGCUGUGGAUAGGCCUUUCGAAUGUCAGUAGCGGGGCCUACGGGUGGUCUGAUGGGACAAAGUUCGACUACUCUCACAACGGCUUUGGCGCGCAGGGGGGCUCCAGCUCGGGCCAGCUGGAGCCUAGCUGUGUCUUCAUCUCGCCGAACGGAACCUGGAUGAACACCAGCUGCAAUACUGUGAUGGACGGCGCCAUCUGCUACACCACCGCCGUCACCACCCCCACCCAAAGGGCCAAACUGAAAACCGCUCCAGAAAACAACCGCUGUCCUCAAAGCAAAGGAGAGUCCAGUUGGGUUCAGCAUCAGGACCACUGUUACGCAUUUGACAUGAUGUUUUACAACUACUCAGUCUACAACAUGGAGGAGGCCAAUGCCAUCUGUCAGAAAAUGGAGGCUCAGCUGCUGACCAUCAAAACCAAGGAAGAGAAUGACUUUUUGGCCAAGUACCUCAAUGACGACUUCCUCAUCACCACCCAGAUAUGGCUCAGCGUAAAACUGGAUUCCCAAGGUAAGCCGCUUUCCUGGCAGGAUGGCUCAGAUCUGGCUUACAGUAACUGGAAGUCGGAGGCGACUCUUUCCGGGAAGAGCGUGGAGCCCCCCUGUGCCAUCAUGAUGGCAGCAGAUGGCGGGGUCUGGAAUCUGGUCAGCUGCAAGUCUAGCAGGAGUCGGGUUGUGUGCAAAACUCAAGCGGAGUCUGCAGGCUCGCCUGUGGCACUGGGUCUCUUCAUCGUGGUCUUCAUCGCUCUGGUGCUUACCAUCGCCUAUAUCAUCAAGAAAAAACGACAUUAUUUCAUCCCCACUAUCCGCUACCAGAGGACCCUGGACCAGUCAGACGGCACCAGCAUAAUAACAGAUGCUGACUGAGCUUGCUCGGCUAAUCAGCCUCAGGGAAUAUCGAUAGGCCUGCCUCACGUGCGUUUUACUUUCACACAUCCAAACUUCCCUUGUUUGUUUUUUUCCUUCUUUUUCCUGCUGAACUUGGUUUUUAAACUGUAAAUAGUGAAUGUCAAUGGCUGGCAGUAUUUUCUCAUGUGAGAUUUGAGUUUUUUCUCUCUCUAGAAGGGCUCGAGGUGACUCCAUAAACGUUGCACUGAUGCAUGAGCUGACGUCAAACUGUCCGAAACGUAGCGUGCCGUUCACACUGUAUGAUGAUCAGAGGAAUUCACGGCGCUGGCCGUGCACAGCAAUCGAUUUGAAUCAGAGCUUCCGAUUGAAGUGUUUUGUCUCCAGCUGAUGACACUGGAAGAUGGCCACGAAGGAGGAACAUUCAACUUAGCUGCAGGUCAUCCAUCGACGCUUCAAAGGAAAAGCGAAGUUUGUCGAUUUCAGCAGCCAAUAAUAUCCCCCUGUCAUUUUUUCCUUCCUGUCCUUUGUUUGAAUUUUCCAAACCAAAGUUUACCAGCUGACAAGUUUUUUUGGCAAAUGAGACAAACAAUCAGAUUUGAGCUAAUUUAUACUUUUUACCUUUGGGUGAUAAAUGAGAUGAUUAUAGAAAAGGAAAGCGUUGACUUUUGCGGCCUUAUGAUCCAGCUUUAAUAGCAGGAAACAGUCUUACGCCCAAACUGUGUUCAUUCAUGAGCAUCUGUUCUACGCCCACGACUACUGAUCCAAGCAUGCACUUUAAAAUUGUGAGGGAGAACAGUUCCUGCAACAUGUUGAAGCACAAAGUGAAGUUUUUUUUUCCCGAUUGCACUGUUUGUAAAUAGGAGGUUUUAUAACUUAAGAGUGAACCAAAUAUGCUUGCUAUGUCAAGUGCCUGCAUUUUACUUUCAUGACUGCCAUAACAUGUUUUAAGCUAAUCACUCCUAUUUGUCUCUCAGCUUUAAUCAGGUACGCCAAACUUUCAAUAAAUAAAUCUUCUUUACACUG
This is a messenger RNA of Oryzias latipes (Japanese medaka), 6340 nucleotides long. RefSeq names its product lymphocyte antigen 75 (gene ly75). The record is from RefSeq and is a predicted model, not a curated record. NCBI's taxonomy places the organism in Eukaryota, Metazoa, Chordata, Actinopteri, Beloniformes, Adrianichthyidae.